AGUCGUGGCAUCCUCCCUCCAACCCGUGCUUUUAUUUAUGUGUAGCCGAUGCAGUAGGAAGAAACGCCAAAUAUCCGACAUGAAGAUCACGCCCAUGCCCAUCCGGCAUCAACAGCCAGAUAUCUGUCGCGCAUUGCGACUGAAUGACGGUUUGUGCAAAAAAGGUGGAUAAACAGAGGUUCACCAUGAACUUCACCUGGUCAUUCUACAAUUCCCCGCUUACGAGCCACUCAAGCAAACAGCAACACCCUCAUCAAUUGAUACCAACAACCACCGGAUAGUCGAUGUUCUCAACGCGGCUUCAGCCACAAGACUCAAUGGAAAAAGAGCUGAGCAAUUCCAGCGGUCUCACAUUGGGGGAGUCUCCGCUACACGCUUCCAGUCCUCGAUGCAGCCUCUUUCGACGCAGCAAACACUCGUCCGACAGCGUUUCAAGACGCUCAGUAACACCCGUCGACAGGAGACCCGCUCGCCACUUAACUGACAAAAGUUCAUCUUCCAGCAGUGGCUCACGGCGUCUGUCACUGCCCCACACCAUCACAGAGAGACACGGAGGCCAGGAACUCUGGGUCAAAGCACCUGUGGUCUCCGGGUCGCUCGAAAAGCGCGGCUUCCGCUGGCGUAAGAAGUGGAAAUUACGCUAUGUAGAGCUGGAUGGACGACAGCUCGCCUACUAUGAGGACUCAGGGGCUUUCAGCGCCACAACGGCUACUGCUAGUGGCACCAGGAGGAACAGCAAGCCCAAGAGAAAGGUGAUGCUCACAGCCGACGCAGAAUUAGAGGAUGUAGACGAAACUACACUGAGUAUUAAGCCAGCGCUGGAAGAGAAACCCUGGAUGCUCAGAGCUAGAGACGCUGCCACUAAGCGGCGCUGGCUCGUGGCUUUGUCAGACUGUAUUGACAUUCUAGUAUGGCUACGACACUAUAAACUUGGAGCAGUGCUGGGCGUUGGAGGCAACGGCGUCGUACAGAAACUGGAGGACGAACGCGAUGGUACAGUGUACGCAGUCAAAGUGCUGGAUGUAGCCAAGUUCCGAAAUCGCGAGCAAGUGGUAGCAGAAGUUGAGAUCCUACGCAACAUCACGAACAACAUCAAGCACCCGAAUCUCAUCAAGAUCCACAAGGUUUAUGAAGAACAUCAGAAGGUUUAUAUCAUUCAAGAAAUGUGUACGGGCGGCGAACUGUACGACCGGAUCGUACAGCGUGGUAAGUACUCAGAAACCGACGCUGCCGACAUCAUGCGGCAACUGGUAUCAGCUUUACAAGCUCUGCACGCACACAACAUUCUUCAUCUGGACAUUAAACCAGAGAACAUUUUGUUCUCGUCUGAAGAUCCAGACUCCAAGAUCUUACUCACUGACUUUGGACUAGCGCGGAUGAUCAACGGCAAGCAGAACCCGCUGGAUCAAGGCAAAACCAUGGCUGGAACAAUCGGAUACAUGGCUCCUGAGGUCAUCUCGUCUCACGUGUACAGUGAGGCUGCUGACGUGUUUAGUGCCGGCGUUAUUCUCUUCAUCUUACUGGUGGGGUAUCCGCCGUUCUUCGGCGACUCUGAGGUGGAGGUACUACUCAAAAUCGCCCGAGGAGAUUUCACGUUUGACCCGCGAGAUUGGGCUCACGUAUCUGGGUCGGCGAAGGAGCUAGUGGCGCGCAUGCUUGAAGUGCGUGUACAGGAUCGGAUCACAAUAGACGAAGUGUUAACGCACCCGUGGAUCACACGAGACGUUGGCAACCGGGAUGACAGCGCGGAAGACAGAGAUCUCAGUGCCAGUAUGAUGUCGAAGCUGCAACGGUUCAAUAUCGACCGCAAGUCUCAGAAUAUGGGCUCCUUUAUGGCUUCACUGCUUCUCGACGACAACGAGGCCGAUUUCCAAGCGCUUGUGGACGAAAAGACCGUCGAGAUGAUGAUCAGACAGCUGUGUGUCGAAGGCCACAGCCGUAUUCCGCUGGAUGGAGCACACGUGAUAGCUAAGGGACUUGGUCUGUCGCCCUACAUCGACGAGAAAUCCUUCGUGCAGUUCCUGGAUCAAGACCGCGAUGGCUUCAUCAGUGCUAGCGACUUCUGUGCGGGUGUUCGUGCUCUACGGAACCACCACCAGUCCUUCGCAGCGAUGGUUUUUUCGGCAAUGCAGAAAAUGCAUGAAGAGAAGAGUGACCCAUAUGAAAUUACUGAGAAGGCUGUACUUACGCGUGAACAUUUUUCAGUGGCAUUCACAUUACUGGAAUGCCCGGAGCCACUCGUUGAGGUAUUUUUCAAGUACAUCGACGACGAGGAAGAGAAGCAGCAAGACAAGUGGUCGGUGAACGAAGCCGAAUUCGCGAUACUGUUUACACAGUUCUCUUUUCUCGGUAUGUUGUUCCUGCGCACGGCAAAAGACAACGUGAUGUCUAUGGUGAAGUCUCAUAGCGUUGACGGCAUGCCACGCAUCUCCGAGAGCUCAUUCUCCUCUGCUUAGGUAUUAGUAACAAAACUUUAUAGACUUAACGUAUUCACUCAAAACUUGGCGUACGAAGCGCCAACU
Molecule: messenger RNA, 2522 nt
Organism: Phytophthora nicotianae INRA-310
Lineage: Eukaryota; Oomycota; Peronosporomycetes; Peronosporales; Peronosporaceae
Product: CAMK protein kinase
Exons: 1
Coding region: 285-2456 (723 amino acids)
Biological process (GO): protein autophosphorylation; intracellular signal transduction; peptidyl-serine phosphorylation
Cellular component (GO): cytoplasm; nucleus
Molecular function (GO): calcium/calmodulin-dependent protein kinase activity; calcium-dependent protein serine/threonine kinase activity; calmodulin binding
Source: RefSeq, a predicted model, not a curated record